UGGAUCUAAACAACCUGCAAACUUCUCUGUUGUGUUUCCAUGGAAACAGCGUUUUGCUGUUGCUUCAAUGUUGAUUAACAUGGAGUUUAUGGGUAGCAGUUAUAAUGGAGACUACAAGAAUAGCAGGAUGGAGGGAAUGGGAGAGUACACAUUUCCCACUCAGACCAGAUAUGUCGGAGAGAUGAAAGACGGCAUGUUCCAUGGAAAAGGAGUGCUACACUUUCCCACUGGAAGCAAAUAUGAGGGAACUUGGGAGAAAGGAAUAUCCAAACAGGGAAAGUACACAUUUUCUGAUGGCCUAGAAUAUAGAGAGACUGACUGGGAUUACUGUGAUGGCAAUGACAGGCGGUUCUACUCUGAGAGGUGUAAUGGCUUGAAACCAGCAGGAGAAUCCCAGUUAACUGAUCGAGACCCCCCACGGGCCAUCCCUGAUGGUUGCUAUGACUGCGGUGAUGGCUUUUAUGAUCCCAACACCAGAGUCAUCAAAGACUAUGGUGGCAAGUUUCUGAGGAACACAGAUGACCAAGAACAUGAGUGGAUUGUGCGUACCUGCAGGAAGAGCUGGGAUGAGUUCAUUGGCCACUAUCCAAGAACCAGCACACUAUAGGAGACGUGAGAAUUCUGACACACAAAGAAAGCCAUUGCAAAUUGGUGUAAUAUGACAUCGACAUGUGUUGUGAAAAUAAAACUAAUAUCACGUUACAU
Xyrauchen texanus (razorback sucker) is the source of this 705-nucleotide messenger RNA. It is a transcript of the gene morn5, whose product is annotated as MORN repeat containing 5. The transcript has 5 exons. The record is from RefSeq and is a predicted model, not a curated record. Lineage: Eukaryota; Metazoa; Chordata; Actinopteri; Cypriniformes; Catostomidae. Bases 68 to 607 code for a protein of 179 amino acids.